Messenger RNA from Grus americana (Whooping crane), 1375 nucleotides. RefSeq lists its product as uncharacterized. The coding region runs from base 98 to 832 and encodes 244 amino acids. The record is from RefSeq and is a predicted model, not a curated record. Lineage: Eukaryota; Metazoa; Chordata; Aves; Gruiformes; Gruidae. The transcript is spliced from 8 exons.
GCCGGCCGCGCCGACGCGGAAGCCGCGGCGGGAGCAGGGCGCGCGGCCGCCGCAGGUGGACACCGCCGGGCUGGCUGCGGCGGGGUGAGCUGAGGGCAUGCGGCCGCCCGGGCUCUUCGGGCGGCUGAAGGCGGCGGUCGUCGGGGUGGUGCACGUGGGAGCGCUGCCAGGGACACCAAGAAGUUCUCUUCCAUUGACCCAAAUCAUUGAUCAAGCUUGUCAAGAGGCAGAAGCUUACAAGGAUGCUGGAGUUGAUGGCUUGAUAGUAGAAAAUAUGCAUGAUCUUCCUUACACAGUGUGUCCUGGGCCUGAAGUAACCGCAGCAAUGACAGUCAUUAGUGCUGCAGUGAGACAAACCUGCCCCCAUCUCGCGCUGGGUGUCCAGAUCCUGUGUGCUGCAAACCAAGAGGCAAUAGCAGUUGCUCUUGCUGCAGGUCUUAAUUUUAUCCGGGCUGAAGGGUUCGUGUUUUCUCAUGUUGCUGAUGAAGGGAUUAUAAAUGCCUGUGCAGGUAGCCUGCUACGGUACAGAAAACAAGUUGGAGCAGAGAACAUUCAGAUUUUUGCUGAUAUUAAAAAGAAACAUAGUGCUCAUGCCCUGACAGCAGACAUCAGUGUGGCCGAGACCGCUUCGGCUGCCGAGCUCUUCCUGGCUGAUGGGGUUGUACUGACUGGCACGGCUACCGGAUUGCCUGCAGAUCCCCAGGAGCUGAAAGAGGUUAAACAUGCUGUGAAGAUUCCUGUGUUGAUUGGGUCUGGAGUGACUCUGGAGAAUGUGAGGAGUUACUUGGAUGCAAACGCUCUAAUAAUUGGCAGCACGUUUCUGUGGCACUGAAAGCCAUCGCCAAUGCAAAACCAACUCUCUGAAGGCUUGUGUAAUAUAUUCUCUCCUAUAAGUAAAACGCUUAUGGAGUUUAAGAAUUUGUAGUAAAUAUUCAUCAGAGGUGAGCUGCGUUUUGUUUUGCCUGUGACUACAAUAGGAUGCCCUAAGUUUACAGCUAAAAGUAUUGUAAAUUGGACAAGUUAAUUAGCCUUCCAGUUUCCCAUCUGUAAAAUGAUGAUAAUAGUACCUACAUCACAUGGGGGUUGUAAGACAUAAUAAAUGAAUGAAUGUACAGCACUUUCAUCUCCUCAAAUGAAGGGCUCUAUUAAAGUUCAAGAUCGUUAUUUUUUCAUUAGAAUUGUGCAUUUAUUACAAAAAUGUAGUAAUUGUAUACCAUACAAAAAUUUAAGAUAAUUGGGAAAUUGAUUUACUUACACUUACUAGAGAAUAAAUGUAAAUAUUUAAUUACAUUCUAAGUAGAUUUGGAAUUUAGUCAAAAUGUUUUUUGCAAAAAUUGGGAAUUUUAAUAAAGGUUUGUUGUUGUUUUUCAGCAAA